Messenger RNA from Suillus plorans, 567 nucleotides. RefSeq lists its product as uncharacterized. NCBI's taxonomy places the organism in Eukaryota, Fungi, Basidiomycota, Agaricomycetes, Boletales, Suillaceae. The record is from RefSeq and is a predicted model, not a curated record. The transcript is spliced from 2 exons. The coding region runs from base 1 to 567 and encodes 188 amino acids.
AUGUAUCAUCCGCUCACCUUUACGCACAUCAAAUCAAGCAACCAAGAAAACCUUGAUGGAAAUGUAGCAUCUGUAUCCAAAUAUACCAACCGCAUGAUCAUAAUCAAAUCAAGGAAAUGCAACAAAGAUAGCAACCAAGACGAAUUCAAACUACAACUCAAAGUCAAGCAAAAUCAACAAAAUCCCCCCAAUACCAAUACGCUCUCGCUCCACUCCCCGGCAACAAAAUCAUCAAAAAUCACAAAAAUCAAGCAAAACCAAGUCAAGUCUGCACCAAAUUCUGACCUACCGCAAUGCAUCACCCAAGACAAGCACCGCCCCAGCAACAACAAAAUUCCGUCCUCAGCCAAGACCACCAUAGCAACAAAACAGCCAACAUCAAGCAAAGUCCCAGCAACAAAAGCGCAAAAACAUACAACAAUCAAGCAAAAUCAAGUCAAGUCAAAACCAAAUUCCGACCUCAGCCAACACGUCACCCCAGACGAAUACCACCCGCAACAAUCCCUACAACAGCAACAAUCAAGCAAAUCAAAACUCUGUUCCCCGCCACAUCCACCACAGCAAUAA